Molecule: messenger RNA, 6292 nt
Organism: Xiphophorus couchianus (Monterrey platyfish)
Lineage: Eukaryota; Metazoa; Chordata; Actinopteri; Cyprinodontiformes; Poeciliidae
Gene: kdm4aa
Product: lysine (K)-specific demethylase 4A, genome duplicate a
Exons: 22
Coding region: 538-3633 (1031 amino acids)
Biological process (GO): regulation of gene expression; chromatin remodeling
Cellular component (GO): nucleus; chromatin
Molecular function (GO): histone H3K9 demethylase activity; histone H3K36 demethylase activity
Source: RefSeq, a predicted model, not a curated record
ACCCCGCCUCUCACCUAGAACGUUAGCUGGAGAUGGACACCAGCAUCCCUCCUGACCCCACUAACAAGGGUGUUGGAAGAUGGAUGAAUUGGGUUUGAAUCACAUAAAUUACUUUGUGUAUUAAAUUUCUUAAGCUGGGACCAGAUUUCGUACCACAAACAAGAAAAUAUAUGACAAUAAAAAAAAUUGGUGAAAUGAAGCCGCAGUUAUUUUGAGGUGAAGAAUAAUGGGUGUCUUGCAUUGCAUUGCCUUGCAUUUCUAUGGCAGGCCCAAUAACAAUACAUCAGUGUUAACUGAAUGUUGAUUGGUCUACCAAUACGAGGCGUUUGAUUGGCUGAAAGAACUAAGGAAAACCCUCCCUUUUGAGUGCGAUAUAAACAAACACUCACUGAGCAUGCGUCACGGGAAUAAUGGAGGACUGUCUGUGGUAACCGAAAUAAUCUGAUCUGUUUGCACUCUGUCUCUCGCGCUUUGAGGAUAAAUCUUCUUCUCUCCACCUCAGCGUGUGUAAGUACAUGUUUUACGUGGAAUGCCAAGAUGACUACGGACACUCCAGACCAAACUCCUAAUUUCAGGGUAAUGACAUUCACCCCCUCCAAAGAAGAGUUCAAGGACUUUGUUCGGUAUGUUGCCUUCAUGGAGUCACAAGGAGCUCACAUAGCUGGAAUUGCCAAAAUCAUUCCACCUAAAGGCUGGAAACCAAGACAUACAUAUGAUGACAUCGAUGAUCUGCUGAUUCCUGCUCCAAUACAGCAGGUGGUCACUGGCCAGUCAGGAUUGUUCACGCAGUACAACAUCCAGAAGAAACCAAUGACUGUCGUUGAGUUUCAGAAGACCUCCAAUUUGGCCAAGUUUUGCAGUCCCAGAUAUGUGGAUUUUGAUGAGCUGGAAAGGAAGUUUUGGAAGAACCUGACCUUUAACCCCCCACUGUAUGGAGCUGAUGUCAGUGGAACACUGUUUGAUCCAGAUGUGUCUGAAUGGAACAUGGCUCAUCUUAACACAAUCCUGGACACUGUGGAGAGUGAGAGUGCAGUGAAGAUAAAAGGACUUACCACCCCUUGCCUUUAUUUUGGGAUGUGGAAGAGUGCUUUUCCUUGGCACACAGAGGACAUGAAUCUUUACAGCAUUUGCUACCUGCACUACGGCGAGCCCAAGUCAUGGUAUGUUGUCCCACCAGAGCAUGGCAGAAGACUGGAGCGGCUUGCUAAAGGUUUCUUUCCUGGGAAUGCUCAGAGCUGUGAAGCCUUCUUGCGGCACAAGAUGACUUUAAUUUCACCCUCAAUCCUCAAAAAAUAUGGUAUACCAUAUGAGAAGGUCACUCAGGAAGCUGGGCAGUUCAUUGUGACUUUUCCAUUUGCUUAUCAUGCUGGUUUCAACCACGGUUUCAAUUGUGCUGAGUCCACCAACUUUGCUACACAGCGAUGGAUUGAUUAUGGAAAACAAGCUAAAUUGUGUUCUUGCCGUCAAGAUAUGGUGAAGAUAUCUAUGGAUGCAUUUGUACGCAAGUUUCAGCCUGACCGUUACAAACUGUGGAAAGCAGGGAAAGAUGACACUCCCAUUGACCACGUGAAACCAACUCCAGAGGCUGCUGAGUUUCUCAAAAAAGAAAAGGCCAGCCCCUGUAAAAAGGUUUCCAGUGAAGCAUCGUCUGAGGAGCCAACAUCUCCUGCACAGAAGGACAAAAGCUCAGAUCUUCAAAGUGGGAAAAAACGUCCGCUUGAACCUGUCCAGACCUCUGAAGGAGACAAUUGCGAUGUAAGAGUCAAGGAGGCGGUGGAGCCUGAGAGUCCCAAGCUAUCAAUGAAGAGUUCUCCCAACAAAGUCCCAGCUCCCUCAGCACAACCCAAGUCAGAACGUCAGUUGGAGAAGCACAUAAAACCACCACCUAAAUGCAUUUCUAAAGCCAACAAGAAAACUUCAAACAGACUAAUUUCUGCAAGAAAGGACAAGAGCGGUGGACGGGCUGCAGACAUGAGUCCUCUGCUGCCAGUAGAAGGAAAUGCAGAGGGCAGUGUGGAGCCUCGGGUGGAAACCAGUAACAUCCCUGUGCACAAGCUGUUUCAGAGAACACUCAGCCCUGCUGACGUCCUGCAUGUUCAUAGCUAUGCCAAAGGAGACUAUGGAGAAGAAAUCCUGGUGCAGGAGGAAGAACAGGCCAUACGCAGUGAUAAGAAAGAAGACAUCAAACAUCAAGUGGCAGAAGUGUUGCCUCCUGAUGCUGAGCUGGAAAGUAAUCCAGAUCAGCUGCCACGGCCCCCACAUAUCAAAGAUAACAGCAGUGAAAAAGACGUCUUAGAGGAGCUUCCCCCAGUGGAGGCAGGUACUUUUGAAGGGGACAACUGGGCCAAACCUCUGACCCAUUUGUGGCAGAGUAGCCCUCCCAAUCUGAAGAAAGAAAGGGAGUACAACCAGCGCAUGGGCUCUAAGCCUCCAUACUGCUCCAUCUGUAUGCUCUUCCAAACAUAUCAACAGGCAGAGUGUGCCAGAAGCGUGGACAGUCAUGUCGCUGGUGCAGGUGGGAGGAUGCAGACCAAGCCUCUUAUCCCAGAAAUGUGUUUCACCAUCACCACAGAAGAAGACGCAGAGAGUGAAGAACAACCCGUUGCACAUUAUUUAGAGGAAGAUGGAACCAGCCUCCUCAUCAGCUGCUCACAGUGCAGUGUUUGGGUUCACGCCAGCUGCUACGGUGUGAACCCAGCCAGUGUGAGCACCGAGUGGAAAUGUGCACGAUGUAAGGCCAAUGCUAUGAAUGAGAGUUGCUGUCUGUGUUUGCUAAGAGGUGGAGCCCUACAUAAAACCACCAAUGAUAAGUGGGUACAUGUGUUGUGUGCUGUGGCAGUAAUGGAGGCGCGCUUUGUCAACAUUGCUGAAAGAAGUCCUGUGGAUCUGAGUGGAAUCCCUCUACAGAGAUUUAAACUGAAAUGUUACUACUGCAAGAAACGCGUGAAAAAGGCAUCUGGCUGCUGUGUGCAAUGCUCUCAUGGCCGCUGUCCCACUGCAUACCACCCUACCUGCGCCCAGGCUGCUGGGGUACUGAUGCAGCCAGAUGAUUGGCCCUUUGUGGUCCAUGUGACCUGCUGUCGGCACAAAGGUCCUGCUCAGAUUGAGCGCAAUAAGGCAGCAAUGCAUGAGCUUACUGUGGGUCAGAAAGUCAUCUGUAAGCACAAGAAUGGCCGUUACUAUCAGUGUGAUGUAGUUCAGCUCUCAAAAGAGACCUUUUAUGAAGUCAACUUUGAUGACGGCUCCUUCAGUGAUAACCUGUUCCCGGAGGACAUUGUGAAUCAAGACUGCGCUCAACUUGGCCCCCCUCCGCAGGGUGAAGUGGUUCAGGUGCGCUGGACAGAUGGACUGGUCUACGGGGCCAAGUUUGUGGCAGCUCAUGUUAUUCAAAUGUACUUGGUGGAAUUUGAAGAUGGCUCACAGCUAACAGCCAAGAGAGAUGAUGUCUACACUCUGGACGAAGAACUUCCCAAGAGAGUCAAAUCCAGACUGUCUAAGGCAUCAGAUAUGAGGUUUGAUGGAAUUUUUGAAGACAAUGAGAUUAUCCAAGAAUCCAAGAGACAAAGAGUGAUCAACUCCCGGUACAGAGGCGACUACAUUGAGCCUGUGAUUUACAGAGCCAUCAUGGAGUAGACCCUCACACCUGGUCAGCCCAUCUUACACACCAGCAGCACCGUUGGACUGAAGUAUUUUAAUGCACCUUAACUUUGCAGCUAGUUUCAGACAAUGUAGCAGCAGCUGGCUUCUUCAGGAUCUGCAUGGACUGCUGCCUGUUUCAACGCUUUGUUCUCUUUGCUGGACUGUGAGGUCAAACAAUGUUUUGUUCUGAUGACAUUUUUGCAGAGGACUCCUUACAAUAAUGUUAAUGGGCCACAAGCUCUAGCAUUACUUCAAGGAUACAUAACAAAUAGCACUGAGUGAAGUAAGAUGUUUGAAAACUGGGUUAGUGCUGGAAUGUAAAGUCAGUGGUUGUGCUGAUACAGUCUUAAAAAAACAAAGCUUCAUUAAAUUGACCUCAGCUGAGCAUUUUCCAUCCAACAUCAACUUGUUCCUAAUUUAUUUCAGAUUUUGCUUUUAGUGGCCAUUAAAAGGUUUCAGAGAGGAGAACACACACAUCCCCCAAAUAUUAUUCUAAACCUCUACUUCACAUUCAGCCCUUUAGUUUUUAUUCUGUUGAAAAUGGUAGAAAACAGAAGAGAGUUGAAUCCCUCAACAUUUUUAACAUUUAAAAAGUAAUUUCUGUCCAAUGACUUGUGAACAUUAUGUGUAACUGCAAAAAUUGUUAAACCUUGAAAUAAUCUGUUUCCAGGUUGAACUGAAAUCCUGUCAUUCUAAGCAAACUUUCUUUAUUCAUGUACAGUGUGUGACAAUCAGUGAGGUUCAGACCUUUGGAGAAAUAAUUGGAUAUUUACCAGAAACUUCUGGAGUUGCUGCUUUUCACAGACAACAGACCAGAAUCCCACAUUCUGCCACAUUAGCCACUCAAAGUUGUUUCACACCAACACCCAUAGAUCAGUAGACACUCCUGACUACUGAUCUGUUUUCCACAUGGACAGUUGGACAUGUGAACUAGAAACCUCCUCUCUAUAGAGGUGGAUUUAAAAAUCCAAAUCCUAAAUAUCUGGCCACUAGUUUUUUUUUCUAAACAUAAAACGAUACAAACAUUUUUUAUUUCAUAGAUUUGAAAGAUUUCAAAACAAUAUGACAUUUAUCAAUUAUACUCUCAUUCUCUGUUUACUAGUCUCUGCUUGAUGGGUGGAGCUUAGUGGACUUGUCUGUCUCUGCCUCCAGGGAGGAGGUCAUUACCCAUUAAUGACUUGGCCUUCAUUACACCAGACUGCCUGUCUAUUGAAGGUUCUACAGGAUUGUGGAAAUCUGUAUCAUAAAAGAACAAACUAAAAACUUCCUUUCAAAGACUUUCUUCCAGUUCUCUGAUUUUCAGUCCUGUUCCUCAUGACCCACUGUCCUCCAUAUUUUACAUGAGUAUUUGCUCCAACACACUUGAAUCAAAUGAUUUCAUUUCCUCCUCAGCUACUGUCCAGUUUGUUAAUCAGACAUUUAUUCGUGCAUGCAAGUAAGCACCAUGCAGGAGGAGGCUUGAAAACCUCUGAUCUAUUGCACAUUAUCCUUUGAAAACAGAACGAAGACAGCUGCUUUAAAACAGUUGCAGAGAAGCCUGGCUUUACACUAACUGCAGACCAGGAGCUUAAAACAUUUUUUAUUUGUUCCAAAUGGUUUGGAAACUUCCAUUUGUAAUAUUUAUGAGUUGUCUUAAUCUUAACACUCACAUCUUCAGUCUUGCGGUAGAAAUAUCGCAAGACUGAAUAUUUUCAUGGUAUAUAUUGCAUUUUAAAAUCUAUCAACAUAUUUCAGAAUUAAGAAACAUAUAGGGACUCUUCUGGAUAAAUGAAGUAAGUCUUUAUUAAAAAUAAUAAUAAUAAAAAAUUAACCAGCAAUGAAAAAAGAUUUUUUUAAAUCUCUGGGAUAUUUUUCUUGGAUUUUGAUGCAAGUUUUUAGGUUUCAUGAAAGUGUUGCAACAAUCAUUUCUUUAGGCAUGUACAAUGUUCCGCUGGAUGCUGUGGAGUAACAGGUUAAACUCUUUAAAAGUAGCACAGCCACUUGUUCCCUAAUGUCCCGUUUUAUUAACUACAUUCCCUCCUUGUGUGAAGUUCAUAACUCUUUAUUGCUCAUUGCAUCGUGGUGCGCUGAGAAACUAGCAUCUGCUUCAUAAACAGUAAUUCUGUUGAGUUUGUUUGAUUAUUUGACUUCUGCAGUUAAUUAAGUCUCUGCUGCUUUUCAUGUGUUUCUAUUGCCUGCCUGUCCUACUCUUUCACUCUGUGCAUUGGACUGCUGAGUCCAGUUUGUGGGGCAUUUGAACAUCAAGGUGCUACUGUUAGUUUAUACAGAAAAAGAUGGCGUUCGUUGUACAUUUCUAAAAGUUUUGCUGGCUUGUUCGUGUCCGGCUCCACCCAACUCUUUGGUCCCAUUGCUUUGGUAGAACAAGAUGGCCGUCAGACAUCAUCAUUAUCAAGCAGGUUUUCUAGCUGGUCAUUGGUCAUGUAGGGAUCAUUUCAUUUUCUCUUUAGUCUAAGUUGUGCACUGAUCUUGUAUUCUAUUUUACUGUGCUGUUUGUAAAACGUUCAGUGUAUUUUUUCACAAAAGCCUGUGUAAUGUAAAUGUCAUGUAGUCUAUUUUAAAAUCUUAUUGAGCCAGCAGGGAGAGCAGUUACUUUUCAUAUUGUUAUGCAGACAUUUUGUAACAUUUGUUUAAUUAAAGAAAUGUACUCUCAGUU